AACGAUGACUCCGAAGGUUCAGCUCCUGUUUGUCUUCUUCUGGUGUGUGCUUUUUCUGCCUGCAGAUGGCUUCCCAGCUGACACCAGUACCGAAUUCCGUUCUGCUUUCUCUGUAGCCAGAACCAGCAGCAUGGAAGGGAGCUCUGAGAUGGUCAUUACAUUUGACAAAGUGUAUGUAAACAUUGGCAAUGACUUUGAUCCGAAGACGGGGUUGUUCCGAUGUCGAAUCCCUGGAGCCUAUUACUUCUCCUUCACUGUUGGGAAGUACCCGAAGAAAAAUUUGUCUGUCAUGCUGAUGAGAAACAAGAAUGAGGUGCAAGUGAUUGUGUACGAUGAACAUCACCGCAAAGAACGGAAGGUCGCCAGCCAGAGCGCCAUGCUGCAGCUUGACUACGGUGACACAGUCUGGCUGCGUUUACAUGGAGAUCCCAAGUAUGCUCUUUACAGCAACGUGGGCCCCUAUACAACUUUCAAUGGCUACCUAAUCUAUCCAGACACUUCUGCCUUCUUCCAGAAUGCUCUGAGCUCUCAGGAGCUAGGGCCACCCCAUCACACCAUUCAGCAACUUCCAGGAGAGCAGAAUGAGGCUUCACAGCGACACAUGUUAUCUGAUCAACCAAACAGGGAGCAAGACCCUCGCUCUGCGUUUUCUGUAGCUCGCUCGCAAAGUCUCCUCGGGACAGAUGACAAGCAAACCCAGCAUGAACCAAUCACAUUUGACACGGAGUUUGUGAAUAUUGGUAAAGAUUUUAACUCUUCUAGUGGCAUCUUCUCAUGUCGUAUACCUGGUGCAUAUUACUUUUCCUUCACCAUUGGCAAAAUGCCCUUUAAGACCAUGUCAGUGAAACUUAUGAAGAACCACAAUGAAGUGCAGGCCAUGAUCUAUGAUGACAACCACUCCAAGAGGCGGGAGAUGCAGAGCCAGAGUAUCAUGCUGCCCCUGCAAUAUGGGGACACUGUCUGGCUCUAUAGCCAUCAGCACGAUGGCUAUGGUGCCUACAGCAACCAUGGCAAGUACAUUACCUUCACGGGCUUCCUCAUCUAUUCAGAUGCUCAGUCAAAGCAGCUUCCGGGUGCCAGCUCACCCCAAGGGUCAGAAAAUUAAAUGUGAUAUAAAAGGAGAUUUAGAGAAGCCAAGGUGCCAUG
Tinamus guttatus (white-throated tinamou) is the source of this 1146-nucleotide messenger RNA. NCBI's taxonomy places the organism in Eukaryota, Metazoa, Chordata, Aves, Tinamiformes, Tinamidae. The record is from RefSeq and is a predicted model, not a curated record.